UGUUUGUAAAAAAUUGCUAAUAAUUCCGUAGCAAUGAAGGUUUACUUUAAUAUUUUUUUAAACUAUUGUUUAUUUCAAAUAAUUAUUUAUAUUAAUUUGUCAUUAUGUGCCAACAAAUUUGCAAUAACUGGUCCGACAAACAUUGAAAGAUGGAUAUCAAACAAGAUAUUAGUCAAUCUUUAUGAAUGGGAUUUUGACAAUACUAUGAUAAUUGUUGAUAUAAACAGCAAAAUAGACACCGGUAUUAAAACCAGUCAAAACAAAACAUAUACGUUAAAGACACCCACACCUGACCUUACGUUUGACUUUACACUUACCGAUCAGUGGCCAUAUGGUGGCUGUACGGCCACUAUAACCGGUCUGAAUGCUGCCAAAGCUCAAGUGUUUAGUCAGACUAUGAAUUUAAAUAUGAUUAAUAGUAAAUAUCAAGUGUUGGUUCAAAGUUCAAGUGAUGUUUACAGUCCGGGAGAAAAUGUAAUGUUUCGGGUAAUUGUCUUAAAUGAAAAGUUCCAAAAAAUUGAUAAUAAAGUUAUUAAUAAGUUUAGCAUUUCGUUAACAGACCCAUCAGAUUUUGAUAAACAAUAUAUGACUAUGGUUAAAGGAGAAAUCAAUACAACAGAUAAUUAUUAUCAAUCUUUUUUCAAUUUGUCAAACAGUGUUACAAAUGACAUUAUAUUUAACCUGGACACAAAUGCACCCGAAGGAACAUGGUCAAUCAACAUUAAUAUUGAUAAUACUAAUGUUAUAUAUAAAUUCUUAGUUUCACAAUAUCAAACACAAUUUGCUAAUUAUGUUACAAACAUAGAUAAGAUUAACGAUUAUAGGAAUCCCAAAGUUAAUUUAUCUAUUGAUGUCAAAUAUGAUUUUAUGGAAAAUGUACAUGGUCAAUUGAUGGUAAAUGUAACCAAAGAUAUUGAUUGUGACAAACAAAUACCCAUUAAAUGUUGGGUCAGUAACUUCAAUGAUUUUGAUACCCAACUGGACUUUAGUACUACACCAAUGCUUAAUCCUAAAUGUGAUAAUCAGUUUAAUGUUUAUAUACAAACUAUAGACAAUUUUACCAGACAAGUUUAUCAUGAUAAAAAAAUAAUUAAAUUUACUAAUGUACCAAUUAACGUAGUAUUUCUCAAUGCCAAUAAACAAAUUAAACCUGGCUUAAAUUUUAAAGUAUUUAUAAAGUUUUCAUUAGUGGAUACAACUAAAAAGUUUAUUUAUGAACAAUUUAAAAGUCAAUUAAAAAUCAUACCAUAUGUUAACAAUAAUAAUACUUUAACACCGGUUAGUAUUGCAUCCAAUGAUGACACAAUGAUGCUUGAAUUUAGGACAGAUACUAGUUUUACAAAUAUAGUGAUUAACGUUACUUAUUAUAACAAUAUUAUUGCAAAACAAACAUAUAUACCGAUUAGUAGUUGUGUGAAAACAUUUUUGACAACCGAAAUGACCAAUGCUUUGACCAAAUCAAGUAUCGGCGAUGAAGUACUUUUAACCAUCAAUUCAAAUGAAAAUAUUGCCAUGCUCAAAUAUUAUUUUGUGGUUAACAAUAAAAUAUAUAAUGCAAGUACUGUUAACUUUACCAAACCAAAUACUGUCCAAAAUUUUCUAGUAGUUCCCGAUAAAUAUAUGGCACCCGUAGCACGAUUUGUGGCCAUGUUUUACAGUCCGACCAGCGAUACAUUGGCCACUGAUUUUGUUGACUUAUACAUUACACCAAAUGAUGUGUCAAAUCUAAAGUUAACAACAAUAUCAUCCAAUAAAACUGUAAACAAUUUUAAUCAAUUUACUGUUGAAUCAGCAGCUAAAUCAUCGCUAGUAUUAUUUGCCGGACACAAACUCAUCAAUGGUUAUCAAAUUCAAGAGUUUAAUGUUAUCAAUCAAAUUAAUGAAAUAUAUAACCAAGCUCAUUUAGCAAUGGCUAAAAAUCCCAUCACAUUAUCAUCACAAAUUACACUAUUGUCAAACACAAUUGCCAAAUGUGUUGAAGUCUAUGCAUCCAAUGAACAUGAUAUUGAUCCAUAUGAUCCAGAUUAUGAUAAGAUAAUCUAUAAUAAUAAUGGUAUGAUAAGUAGUACAUUGGUUUGGGAUAAAAUGCAAAUUAAUAGCAAUAAAGUAUCUUUGGAGGCAACUAUACCAUCGUUAAACAAUGGCAAAUGGGAAAUAUCAGCUAUGUCAAUUGAUGAUGACAAUGGUUUUAGUAUCAGCAAACAAACACUAUUAAUAUACAGAAAUUCAUCAGUGUAUAUGGAAAUAAAUAUUGAUUAUAACAUUAAACAAAAUGCACAAUCACAAUUAGAUAUUUUAAUAUACAAUAGCCUCGAUGAUGAUAUAAAUGCUAUUUUUAAACUAAACGAAACAACAUCAAACCAGUUAAAUCCUAAAAUCAAAUUUGAUCAAUGUCAUUUUAAUGUAUCAUUAAUAUCUAAGAAAAAAAUACUAAAAACUUGUUAUAUUGUGGAUAUGAAAGAUCCAAAAAUUACAUUUAACCAAAUAAUUAAUUUAAACUAUUUUGAUAAUAUUGUUGAAAAUUCAGUAAACAAUUAUUUGGUUUCAUUGUACGACAAUAAUGAUAAAAAUUGGUUUAAUCAAAUUGAUGACUAUGUUUACCAUGGUGAUUAUAAUUUUUUGCCAUUCGAUCAAAAAGCCAGUCCUCCAUGUAAUACUAGAUUUUUGACCAUGGUCAAUCAUGUCUAUAUGCUAUCAUAUAUGGCUACUCUAGGUACAAAAUCACAACCGGAUAUUGAUAAUGUAAUAGCAAUUAUUAAAUUAUGGAUCAAUAAUAAGUGUAUUUUAGCACAAUUUGAUGGCUCUAUAGCAUCACUGCAAUGUACAGAAGUGACACCCACUGGAGCUAACAGAUACAGUUCAACCAUUGGGACGAUUGAAUACUUGAAAAUGAUUAAACUAUUUCGUCAAUUCAAUAGUGAUUAUAAUAAUGAAAUCUAUUACACGAGUGCUUGGCUUAAAAGACAACAAUUAUUUACCGGCGAAUUCUUGGAAAGAGAUCCCAAUCAAAUUGUUAAAAUACCACCAAGCUCAUUUCCAGGUGCUUAUAUCACGGCACAUGCAUAUAUUGCACUGGUAGAUGAUAAUGAACAGGUAGUACAAAUGGAAUUUUAUAGGACACUGGAAUAUCUUGCAACUGUCUAUCCUAGACUAACAAAUUCAUUGGAUAAAAUAUUAGCAUGUUAUGCAUUGCACCUGGGUCAACAUAUCAACAAAGAUGUUUGUUUUGAGGAUAUAUUGCCACUAAUUAAGUCAGACAAUCAAAGUAGUCUAUAUGUGGAACCGGAUACUGAUCCCGAAGCCAGUAUCUAUAUGUUACAUUUGUUGGCAUAUCGUAAACAUUAUCAAUUGGCCAUUAAAUUUGUCAAAUAUUUGAAACUAAAAGAAAAAUCUGAUGGAAGUAUCACCGAUGGUAUUCCGAAUAUUCAUGCUAGAAAUAUAUUGAUUAAAUUAAUGAGAGAAGCAAAUAAUUUUAAAAAUAUUGACCAUAAAGUUACAGUAAAUAUUAAUAAUGCAAUUAAUUAUACUGUUAAUCAAGCAAAUGGAGUACCGUUUGUCCAUAAAUUGAAUGCCGAUAUCAAACAAAUCAAUAUUACGUCAAACGGUUUUGGAAAAUUGCAUUUAUAUUUAAUACAAAAUUAUAAUAAUCAUAAUGAGUUAAAUAACACACAACAAACAAAUUUAAUAAUGUGUAACAGCGACGACAAAACGAUAAAAUAUAAUAUAAGUGUCAAUGAAUUUAUUUUACCAAAAGGAGUAGUUUUGUUAAAAAAUCAAUUGCAUAACAUUUAUAUGCAAAAUGACAAACAAAUAAUAGUGAUGGAGAAACAAGAUUUAAAGCAAAUGUGUUAUUCGUUUGAUAUGCAAAUAACCUCUGAUUAUAAACAGCCAAAAGCUACUAAAUGA
Messenger RNA from Oppia nitens, 3906 nucleotides. Its product is annotated as thioester-containing protein 1 allele S3-like. Gene Ontology annotation, molecular function: endopeptidase inhibitor activity. The coding region runs from base 34 to 3906 and encodes 1290 amino acids. The transcript has 11 exons. Lineage: Eukaryota; Metazoa; Arthropoda; Arachnida; Sarcoptiformes; Oppiidae. The record is from RefSeq and is a predicted model, not a curated record.